AUGAGUAGGGGUGGGGACGCUGAAGGAAAGCCCUGAUACCAAACUCUUGCCAGAGGCCUGAGUGUAGUUUUCUCAUAUUUAUUAGUGGGGGACCUUUAAUUCUUUCCUGUGUAUUUAUCAGCCUGAGCAUUUAUGGGGAAGGGCGAAAGGAACAUGGAAUUCUUCCCCUCCAAUUUCUGGGAGGGAUACUGGCAGAAUUUCACAGAGUUUCUUUCCCCUCUCAGGAAGAUGGACAUGAAAGGAUGUGAGCGGGUGGAAAAGAAGCAGCUGUUGGCCUCAGAGGAGAAGGUGAAACUGGCUGAAGAGGAAACACGGCAGUACAAGAGAAGACUUGAAGAAUGUCACGGGCAAAUGCGGGAAGCAGAGAUCACUUGGAGACACCAGGUUGCUCUUGCUGAGAAGAAGGCCCAAGACAACUGGCUCAGGGCUCAGGAGCUGGAGAGGGAAAAUGCUGAGUUGAGAAGGGAGAAUGCCCACCUGAAACAAAGACUGGACAUAACAUUCAGAGAGAGGCAGGCAGAGGAAUACAUGAGGCAGGAGCCCACCCCAGGAGGACCACACAGGCUGUCUCCUCCCCUGAGAGAUUCAGGACCUAGUGCAGCUCCGGUGCAGAACGGCAACUCCUGCCCUCCUGAGGCGGCCACAGAGGCCCAGGUUACUUUUGAUGCAAGAGGGCCCCAUCCUUUCCCUGGGCCACCUCCACCUGAGCCACCCUUGUGCCCUGUGCAGCCUCGCCCAGCACCACCAACUGCUCCACUUGAUGGAAUGUCAAUCUGCCAAUUUGGAGAAGGCAAAGAUAAAGAAUCUACUGAUAAGGAGGAAGGGGCGACUGAGCCAGAAAUUGAAACACCAGAAGAUGUUCCUGAGACUGUUGAAAUUGCUCCAGAGGAAGUAACACUUCCUAAUGCGUUGACCUCUGUUGAUGGAGCACAGCAAACUAACAUGUCGGAUGGUGUCACCUCGGCCAAGAGAAGAGAAUAA
This is a messenger RNA of Camelus dromedarius (Arabian camel), 981 nucleotides long. RefSeq names its product transport and Golgi organization protein 1 homolog. The transcript is spliced from 10 exons. Lineage: Eukaryota; Metazoa; Chordata; Mammalia; Artiodactyla; Camelidae. Bases 133 to 981 code for a protein of 282 amino acids. The record is from RefSeq and is a predicted model, not a curated record. Gene Ontology annotation, cellular component: endoplasmic reticulum exit site; endoplasmic reticulum membrane. Gene Ontology annotation, biological process: vesicle cargo loading; protein secretion; endoplasmic reticulum to Golgi vesicle-mediated transport.